Molecule: messenger RNA, 3785 nt
Organism: Merops nubicus (carmine bee-eater)
Lineage: Eukaryota; Metazoa; Chordata; Aves; Coraciiformes; Meropidae
Gene: CHD1
Product: chromodomain helicase DNA binding protein 1
Exons: 27
Coding region: 432-3785 (1117 amino acids)
Biological process (GO): regulation of transcription by RNA polymerase II; nucleosome organization
Cellular component (GO): nucleus; chromatin
Molecular function (GO): ATP hydrolysis activity; histone binding; DNA binding
Source: RefSeq, a predicted model, not a curated record
AAAAUGCUUCUCCAGAAGAUGUGGAAUAUUACAACUGCCAGCAGGAGCUUACAGAUGAUCUACAUAAACAAUAUCAGAUAGUGGAAAGAAUAAUUGCUCAUUCAAAUCAGAAAUCGGCGGCUGGUUAUCCAGACUACUAUUGUAAAUGGCAAGGUUUGCCUUAUUCAGAAUGUAGCUGGGAAGAUGGUGCUCUCAUUGCCAAAAAGUUUCAGGCACGCAUUGAUGAGUACUUUAGCAGAAAUCAGUCCAAGACCACUCCCUUUAAGGACUGCAAGGUUCUAAAACAGAGGCCAAGGUUUGUUGCAUUAAAGAAACAACCAUCUUACAUUGGAGGACAUGAAGGGUUAGAGUUACGAGAUUAUCAGUUAAAUGGAUUGAAUUGGCUUGCUCACUCAUGGUGCAAAGGAAAUAGCUGUAUUCUUGCGGAUGAAAUGGGUCUCGGUAAAACAAUACAAACAAUUUCUUUUCUGAACUACUUGUUUCAUGAACAUCAAUUGUAUGGGCCUUUCUUGCUGGUUGUGCCACUUUCCACCUUGACAUCUUGGCAAAGAGAGAUACAGACUUGGGCUCCUCAGAUGAAUGCUGUGGUUUACUUAGGGGAUAUAACUAGCAGAAAUAUGAUAAGAACUCAUGAAUGGAUGCACCCGCAGACCAAACGAUUAAAAUUUAACAUUCUUCUAACAACAUAUGAAAUUUUGCUGAAGGAUAAGUCAUUCCUUGGUGGUCUGAAUUGGGCAUUCAUAGGAGUUGAUGAAGCUCAUCGUUUAAAAAAUGACGACUCUCUUCUGUACAAGACUUUAAUAGACUUCAAGUCUAACCACCGUCUUCUUAUUACUGGAACCCCUCUGCAAAACUCCCUCAAAGAGCUUUGGUCCCUGUUGCACUUCAUCAUGCCAGAAAAGUUUUCCUCCUGGGAAGAUUUUGAAGAGGAGCAUGGCAAAGGGAGAGAGUAUGGUUAUGCAAGUCUUCACAAAGAACUUGAACCAUUUCUGCUGAGAAGAGUUAAAAAAGAUGUAGAAAAGUCUUUACCUGCUAAGGUUGAACAAAUUUUGAGGAUGGAAAUGAGUGCAUUGCAGAAGCAAUAUUACAAGUGGAUUUUAACCAGGAAUUAUAAAGCCCUCAGUAAAGGUUCAAAAGGCAGUACCUCAGGCUUUUUGAACAUCAUGAUGGAACUCAAGAAAUGUUGUAACCAUUGCUACCUCAUUAAACCACCAGAUGAUAAUGAAUUCUAUAAUAAGCAGGAAGCCUUACAGUAUUUAAUACGUAGCAGCGGAAAACUAAUCCUUCUUGACAAGCUACUGAUCCGUCUGCGAGAACGUGGCAACAGAGUUCUGAUUUUCUCACAGAUGGUGAGGAUGCUGGACAUCCUAGCAGAGUAUCUGAAGUAUCGUCAGUUUCCCUUUCAGAGACUUGAUGGAUCAAUAAAAGGGGAAUUGAGGAAACAAGCACUGGAUCAUUUUAAUGCAGAAGGAUCUGAGGACUUCUGCUUUUUACUGUCUACCAGAGCUGGAGGAUUAGGUAUCAAUUUGGCAUCUGCUGACACUGUAGUUAUAUUUGAUUCUGACUGGAAUCCACAGAAUGAUCUGCAAGCACAGGCUAGAGCCCAUAGAAUUGGACAGAAGAAACAGGUUAAUAUUUAUCGGCUAGUUACAAAAGGAUCAGUAGAAGAAGAUAUUCUUGAAAGAGCCAAGAAGAAGAUGGUGUUAGAUCAUUUGGUAAUUCAGAGAAUGGAUACUACAGGGAAAACUGUACUGCAUACAGGCUCUACUCCUUCAAGCUCAACACCAUUUAAUAAGGAGGAGUUGUCAGCAAUUUUGAAGUUUGGUGCUGAGGAACUUUUUAAAGAACCUGAAGGGGAAGAACAGGAGCCCCAGGAAAUGGAUAUAGAUGAAAUCUUGAAGAGGGCUGAAACUCGGGAAAAUGAGCCAGGUCCAUUAACUGUAGGAGAUGAGUUGCUUUCACAGUUCAAGGUGGCCAACUUUUCCAAUAUGGAUGAAGAUGAUAUUGAGUUGGAACCAGAAAGAAAUUCAAGAAAUUGGGAAGAAAUCAUUCCAGAAGUCCAGCGGCGAAGAAUAGAAGAGGAGGAAAGACAAAAAGAACUUGAAGAAAUAUACAUGCUCCCAAGGAUGAGAAACUGUGCAAAACAGAUCAGCUUUAACGGAAGCGAAGGGAGGCGCAGUAGGAGCAGAAGAUACUCUGGAUCUGAUAGUGACUCCAUCUCAGAAAGAAAACGGCCAAAAAAACGUGGAAGACCACGAACUAUUCCUCGAGAAAAUAUUAAAGGAUUUAGUGAUGCAGAGAUCAGGCGGUUUAUCAAGAGUUACAAGAAAUUUGGUGGCCCUCUUGAAAGGUUAGAUGCUGUGGCUAGAGAUGCUGAGCUAGUUGAUAAAUCAGAGACAGACCUUAGACGUUUGGGAGAGCUUGUACAUAAUGGAUGCAUUAAAGCUUUAAAGGACAGUUCAUCUGGACAAGAAAGAGCAGGAGGUAGACUUGGGAAAGUUAAAGGCCCAACAUUCCGAAUCUCAGGAGUGCAGGUGAAUGCAAAGCUAGUCAUCUCUCAUGAAGAAGAGCUGGCACCACUGCACAAAUCUAUUCCUUCAGAUCCAGAAGAAAGAAAAAGAUACGUCAUCCCGUGUCACACCAAAGCUGCUCAUUUUGAUAUAGACUGGGGUAAGGAAGAUGAUUCCAAUCUCUUAAUAGGCAUCUAUGAAUAUGGUUAUGGCAGCUGGGAAAUGAUAAAAAUGGAUCCUGAUCUCAGUUUGACACAGAAGAUUUUGCCUGAUGAUCCAGAUAAGAAACCCCAGGCAAAGCAGCUACAGACUCGUGCAGACUACCUCAUUAAAUUACUGAAUAAGGACCUUGCAAGGAAGGAGGCACAAAGGCUUGCUGGUGCAGGCAAUUCAAAGCGGAGGAAAGCAAGAACUAAGAAGAAUAAGGUGAUAAAGGCUGCAAAAAUAAGAGAAGAAAUUAAAAGUGAUUCUUCACCACAGCUCUCAGAAAAAUCUGAUGAAGAUGAUGAGGAGGAUAAUAAGGAUAAGAUUGUUUCACUGAAACAUCCACAUAAAAAAAUAAAAGCAGAAAAAGAAAAUGAAGAAAAGCCUGAGCCAGAUACUGGUAUAAAGAAGGAAGCUGAAGAAAAAAGAGAGAGAAAAGAAAAAGAAAACAAGAGGGAUUUGAAAAGGGAGAAAAAAGAAAAAGAGGAUAAGAAAGAAUUAAAAGAAAAAGAUACUAAAGAAAAGAGAGAAAACAAAGUAAAAGAUUCCACACAGAAAGAAAAAGAAGUAAAGGAAGAUAAGAUAAAUGAAAUCAAAUCUGAAAAUAAAGAAAAAACUAAAAAAAUUCCUUUGUUGGAUACUCCAGUUCAUAUUACUGCAACUAGUGAACCAGUUCCUAUAUCAGAAGAAUCUGAAGAACUGGAUCAGAAGACUUUUAGUGUGUGCAAAGAAAGAAUGAGGCCUGUCAAAGCAGCAUUGAAACAGCUGGAUCGACCAGAGAAGGGCCUUUCUGAAAGAGAGCAGCUGGAACAUACUAGACAGUGUUUAAUCAAAAUUGGGGAUCAUAUUACUGAAUGUCUAAAGGAGUACACAAAUCCUGAACAAAUUAAACAAUGGAGGAAAAAUUUGUGGAUUUUUGUCUCUAAGUUUACAGAAUUUGAUGCCAGAAAGCUGCACAAACUGUAUAAACAUGCAAUCAAAAAACGCCAAGAGUCUCAGCAACACAAUGACCAGAGUAUUGGCAGCAAUGUGAAUACACAUGUAAUUAGAAAUCCAGGUAAGAACCCUUAA